This is a messenger RNA of Aspergillus wentii DTO 134E9, 516 nucleotides long. RefSeq lists its product as uncharacterized. The record is from RefSeq and is a predicted model, not a curated record. The transcript is spliced from 4 exons. Bases 1 to 516 code for a protein of 171 amino acids. NCBI's taxonomy places the organism in Eukaryota, Fungi, Ascomycota, Eurotiomycetes, Eurotiales, Aspergillaceae.
AUGGUCUUAGAGAUCGUCUUUGGCGCGAUGUUCUUGUGGGUGCCGCCAGUGCUCCAAUACGCGGCCCAUAGAUGGACUGAUCCUGCACUGUUUGGCCUUCCCCACCGGCUCCGGCUGCCUCCUCUGUACCUUUUCGUGGCCGGCUUCGUGCCACCUCUCCUCCGCCGCCUCUACCGCCGAGCCCUGCACCGCUACCUCCGACGGCGACGCUUCUUCCACUCAGGGUCUCAUGGAUGCCGCCUCUGCUCCCACGGUCUCUGCCAGUAUGGUCGGCCUUCUGGUGGCGACAUAGGGUCGUUAUUCGGUACGGGCAAGCGGGAGGUGUCCCCUCAGGUGGGAAGGGCGCCCCAGAAGGCGACCACUGCCACGACCACGGCCACGGCUGCCUCGUUGACCACCUCGCCGGCGCCGCUGACUGCCUCCACUGCCAAUAUUGCUCUCAGUCCUCUCAAAUCAGUCCAUGGAGGCCGGGAUCUCGCAACAAACCCUGUCGAAGUCAUCAUGGCCACAAAAUAA